Messenger RNA from Mytilus trossulus (common blue mussel), 2146 nucleotides. Its product is annotated as putative deoxyribonuclease TATDN2. The record is from RefSeq and is a predicted model, not a curated record. Lineage: Eukaryota; Metazoa; Mollusca; Bivalvia; Mytilida; Mytilidae. Bases 184 to 1662 code for a protein of 492 amino acids. Gene Ontology annotation, molecular function: hydrolase activity, acting on ester bonds. The transcript has 2 exons.
AUCAAACAUGAUAUGCAUUAGUCAAGAGAGUUCCGAAUGGUCGGGGAUUCCCUCAGAGUUACUAUAGACGGCCAAGCUGACAGACGUGUUCCCUGAUCGUAGGAGCCUGGAAUUCGGUGCUGUACACAGACCCGUGUAACUCUCAGCCUAAGAGUAUUCAGCGACACUCUUGGUCUAUUAUAGAUGAUGGACGAUUUUGAACCAGACUAUGAACCAAUAGAGGGUGAAAUUCCGGAACCUCGUUCGACAAUUAGAGGCAGUUCUAAACGUAAGAGUAAAGUGCAAUCUUGUCCAAUUUGCCAAGGCAGAUUUACUAAUGUUAGGAGACAUGUUAUUUGUUCCCAUCUCCCUUGGUAUACCUCGCCCCUCACAGCAUGUUGGACUUGUAAACUACAGUUGGCACAAGAAAAGUUGGUACAGGUUCAUAUGGUAAACAUACACAACAGCCAGGAGGAACAACAUAAAUUUGAUACUUUACAGCAUGGGAAAAGAUGGACAUACUUAAUGAACGGUUUAUUGGAUGAUAUUGCUAAACGUAUACCAGUUAAGUUUGAAGGUUUGAUCAAAUUUGUUCAAAAGCAUUCAGAUUUUUCAAUUUGUUCCGGUGGGGUACAUCAUUGGUCAGAUAUGCCAUUAUUAAAGCUGUUUAAUGAGGUAAACAUUUACAAGCCGUCCCAUCUUUUACAUUCAGCCUACCCACCUACAGAUCCCCAUUCGUUACUUCAUUGGAAAAUUCUGGCACUUCUGAUAGCCCAUACAGAAUCGGGAGAAAAUUUAGUCACUUUCGAAAGAGAACUAGAACUGCAUCCUACUCAAAGAACAAAACAUUUAGUCUCACUUGUUGAUAGCCAUUUUCAUCUGGAUUUAUAUUUAAAAGAGACCAGACAUUCUGGUCUACCGUCAUUAACAUGGGAUGAAACAGACAGACACGUGGAAAUUCAGUUCUUAAUUUCAAACUACUGCUUUCCGCGUAAUUGGCCAUCCAGCAAAGACCGACACCAGCUCAGAAAAGAUAAAAGAUUGAUGUUCACGUUUGGUAUACACCCAAGGAUGGUAGCAAGAGAAACAAGACGACAGAUGGAGAGUUGGUUGUCGGACCUGGAAGUGUUGGUCGAGGCAAAGAAUGUAUGUGCAAUUGGGGAAUGUGGGUUAGACGCUCAACAGGCUUCGGAGCGGGAUAUUAGCAGGCAAAUGGAAGUUCUGGAUAGCCAGCUACAGUUGGCUAAGGCAAAACAGCUGCCAGUAGUCAUCCACUGUAGGGGAUUGUCUGGAGAAGAUAGUACAGACGACAGAUGUUUAGAUGUUAUGAGGAAAGUGUUGGAAAAGGACCAUCGUAUACAUAGACAUUGUUUCGGGGGUAACAUUGGUAUGUAUAGGAAAUGGAAAAGUUACUUUCCGAAUUGUAAAUUUGGGAUUUCCCCUUUUUUGUUGAUGGAAGAGAAAUAUCCUGAUAUAAGAUCGACAGUAUGUAACAUGGAUAUCAACGAUAUUAUUAUUGAGACAGAUGCGCCUUACCUUAGUAACAAAGGAGGAAGAACAGGAUGUCCAUCUAUGACUUAUGACAUAGCUCAAAAAUUGGCAAAUCUAUUCAAUGUAUCUCUCAUGGAGGUAGCCUGUGUUACAACUUCAAACGCUCUGAAGUUGUAUAACAUAAAGCAUUAGUUCAUGGAUUUAUGUGAUUUUAAAACUGUACAAAGCUUUGUUUAGUAGUUAUGCCUUUAACUUUUAUGUGUGCUUUAUGUGUGGGAUAAAAACAUUUGUCACGUGUGCGUACCUGUAUAUAUGUUUGUUUAUUCAUGUUUUAUCGGCUUUAGUUAAUCUAAGACUUUUGAUGUGAGAUAAUAUCUGUCUUGGAUUUGCAGACGAACUUAAUUCUAAAAACUUGAACGGUAACGAAAUCCUAUCAAAUAGAAGGGAGAGGAAUGUGGAGUACGCCGGUUAGGCACAAUCAAACAUGAUAUGCAUUAGUCAAGAGAGUUCCGAAUGGUCGGGGAUUCCCUCAGAGUUACUAUAGACGGCCAAGCUGACAGACGUGUUCCCUGAUCGUAGGAGCCUGGAAUUCGGUGCUGUACACAGACCCGUGUAACUCUCAGCCUAAGAGUAUUCAGCGACACUCUUGGGUAAGUCAUAUAUAUAUAUUAGUAUA